Rosa chinensis is the source of this 3030-nucleotide messenger RNA. RefSeq names its product probable leucine-rich repeat receptor-like serine/threonine-protein kinase At3g14840. Bases 58 to 3030 code for a protein of 990 amino acids. Gene Ontology annotation, biological process: protein phosphorylation. NCBI's taxonomy places the organism in Eukaryota, Viridiplantae, Streptophyta, Magnoliopsida, Rosales, Rosaceae. Gene Ontology annotation, molecular function: protein binding; ATP binding; protein kinase activity. The record is from RefSeq and is a predicted model, not a curated record. The transcript is spliced from 24 exons.
AGUACCUGGGGGUGCAGGCUAGGUUAGUCGGAUUAAGUCGACGUAAGCUCGAAGAAAAUGAAGAUGGCAAUUAGAGUUGGAGUUGGUGUUUGGAAAACCAUCAUGAACCUCAACUUGGCGAUGAUACUAGUUCACUGCAGUUUUGGAUCAGUCAAAGUUCAAGCUCUUUCGACUCGUCUUCCUGAUACUGAAGUGCAAGCCCUCCGAGAAAUUGCUAAACAGAUAGGGAAAAAAGACUGGGACUUCAAAGUAGACCCGUGCCUGAAUGACACAACCCACACAAGCUGGGCUACUCCAAAGACUGCUGACAGGCCUCUAUUCAAUAACACUCUCAUCUGCAACUGCUCCUUCCCUGAUGGCUCAUGCCACGUCACCAACAUUAUUCUUACAGGGCAAGAUCUUGCUGGUGUGCUUCCACCAUCUAUUGCAAAGUUACCCUACCUUACAAAAAUCAAUUUCCCAAGGAACUUCCUCAGUGGCAAUAUACCGAGUGAAUGGGCUUCUACAAAGUUGGAAUUUAUGUCCCUCAGUGUGAACAACUUAUCCGGACCAAUCCCUGCCUUCCUAGGAAACAUUAUCACUCUAAGAUACUUGAGUUUAGAGACAAACAUGUUUACUGGAACUGUUCCUCCUGAACUUGGGAAGUUGGUUAACUUACAAAAUCUCAUUAUUAGUGCAAACAAUCUCACAGGAGUGUUACCAGUGGAUCUCACUAAUCUUACCAAAUUAACAGAAUUGAGGAUUAGCAGUAACAACUUCACUGGAAGAAUUCCAGACUUUUUCCGAAGUUGGAGUCAACUUAUAAAAUUGGAGAUCCAAGCUAGUGGUCUACAAGGCCCCAUUCCGUCUAGCCUUUCUGUUUUGAGUAAUUUAACAGAACUAAGGAUCAGCGACUUAAACGAAGGGGGUUCAGUAUUUCCAAACUUGACUAACAUGAAAAGCAUGAAAAGAUUAAUGAUGAGGAGCUGUAGCUUAUCGGGACCUAUUUCUGAUUUAACAGCAAUGACAAGAUUGAAUAUAUUAGAUCUCAGCUUCAACAAAUUGGAAGGAAGUUUUCCGGAUCUUGAAGCUAUAGCUCUGGAUCCGAACAAUUUGCAGUACUUGUAUCUGACAAGCAACCUUCUCAAUGGCCCUAUUCCAGAUUGGAUUAAAAGCAAAGAUAACCGCUACCAGAUAGAUGUUUCUUACAAUAAUUUUUCCAAGGACUCUCAGCCAACUACAUGUAGCGCAUACCAGAACGUUUUCAAAAGCUCUUCUGCACUAAACAACUCAUUAUCUGGACCGUGCCUGGAGAAAUAUCCAUGUACAAAAGUUCAGUACUCAUUGCAUAUAAAUUGUGGUGGAGGAGCGACCACCAUUGGAGGAGUCAAAUUUGAAGAUGAUACAGAUCUUGGCGGUGGAGCAAAAUUUGUUCCAGUGAGACCUAACUGGGGAACCAGUAGCACUGGAUUUUUCUGGGAUACUAAUGUCACCUCUACAGACUACAUAGCAAAUAAUGCAUCGAUACUUGGAAUGGAAAACUCUCAGUUGUACACUCAUGUGCGCCUCAGUCCUCUUUCUCUCACAUAUUAUGCAAACUGUUUAGCAGAUGGAAAUUAUACUGUCAAACUUCACUUUGCGGAGAUAAUAAUCCGAGGCAAUAGAUCGUUUUUCAGUGUUGGAAGACGGAUAUUUGAUGUUUAUAUCCAGGAGAAACUUGUAUGGAAGGAUUUUGACAUCGUAAAGGAAGCACCAGGGGUUGAUAAGGUAGUCAUUAAAGUAACAAAUGCAGUUCAAGUUACAAACAAAACUCUAGAGAUUCGGUUUCAUUGGUCUGGGAAAGGCACAACAGCAUCCCCUAGACGAGGAAUCUAUGGUCCCCUUAUAUCAGCCAUUUCUAUAGAGCCUGGUAAUCUUGUGAAUGCAAACAUACACACUUCUAAGCUGUCUGUUCUGAGAGGACUGGAUCUGCGGACUGGCUUUUUCACCUUGACGCAAAUUAAAGCUGCCACUAAUAACUUUGAUCCUUUAAGCAAAAUUGGAGAAGGUGGUUUUGGUCCCGUAUACAAGGGUAUACUAUUGGAUGGUACUAUAAUUGCAGUUAAGCAACUAUCUUCAAAAUCGAAGCAGGGAAAUCAUGAAUUUGUUAACGAAAUAGGCAUGAUCUCUUGUUUGCAGCAUCCAAAUCUGGUAAGACUGUAUGGAUGUUGUAUUGAAGCAAACCAGUUAUUGUUGGUGUAUGAGUAUUUGGAGAACAAUAGCCUUGCUCGCGCUUUGUACGGUCCAGAUGAUGAUCCUUUAAACUUGGCUUGGCCUACAAGGCAGAAAAUAUGCCUAGGCAUAGCAAAAGGUCUGACUUAUCUGCAUGAGGAAUCGGCAGUGAAGGUUGUACAUAGAGACAUCAAAACUACGAAUGUGUUACUGGACCAAGACCUCAAUGCCAAGAUCUCAGACUUUGGUUUGGCCAAGCUUGAUGAAGAGGAGAAAACUCACAUUAGCACCAAGGUUGCUGGAACUAUAGGCUAUAUGGCACCGGAAUAUGCUCUAUGGGGUUGUUUGACCUUUAAAGCAGAUGUCUAUAGUUUUGGAAUUGUUGCGUUAGAAAUUGUUGCAGGAAAGAACAUGAAAUAUCGACCCAGUGAGAACAUUCAAUGUCUUAUGGAUUGGGCCCUUGUUUUGCAACAAAAAGGGAACUUACUGGAGCUAGUGGAUCCGAGGUUGGGGUCUGAUUUCAGUAAGAAAGAGGCGAUUAGAAUGAUCAAAGUAGCUCUACUGUGCGCCAAUCCAGCAGCUACUCUUAGGCCUAUCAUGUCUGAAGUAGUGAGUAUGCUUGAAGGGCGGACCGCCGUGGAAGAAGUGAUUCUGGAUCCAAGUAUCCAUGGUGAUGAAAUUACGAGGUUAAGAGCAUUUGAAGAGCAGUUUGAUCAAAGUACUGCACAAGGGAGCUCCGCAAGUGGAAGUCAUAGCCUCGUUCGUUCAUCAGAUGCACCAUGGACGGGUUCUUCUGUUGCUACUACGUCUUCAGAUCUCUAUAAAGUUUAUUCUAGUUAA